Molecule: messenger RNA, 1054 nt
Organism: Lolium rigidum
Lineage: Eukaryota; Viridiplantae; Streptophyta; Magnoliopsida; Poales; Poaceae
Exons: 5
Coding region: 1-702 (233 amino acids)
Source: RefSeq, a predicted model, not a curated record
AUGGGCAACGCAUGUCCGAAUCCCCACGAUAAGAAAAACCAGCGAGGCGGAGGCGUCGUGCGGCCGACGGCCGGCGGCGGGCGGCUGCAGCUGGAAUUGCAGCGGUCGGCUAGGGCUGCACUGCUGAUUGCGGCGGGCGUCGGCUAUCCUCGGCGGCGUCGAUUCGGCUUCAGUUCCUGUAGCACGCGGGCGUAUGGCCUCCGAUCCUCCCUGGCGAUUGGAGGAACGACCACCAGCGCCGCUGGCCCGAGCCCCCCGCUGCCGUCUGCGGCUGUUCCCGCGCGCUUCGCGACCAACACUUCUCCGGCCGCCCCCUGCAACCAGCACCGGCCGCUCACACCAUCUUCUUCGUUGUCGGUCUCCGGCGAGCUCCGCAUCCCUCCAUCGUCAGCACGAAUAAAGCCCUGCAUCCAUCCAUCCCUGCAUCAGCUACUUUGUGUGCUUAGACGACAAGAGCAACGAGGGUUGCUAGCAUUCAAUUCGGGAGAUGAUGGUGCUCAAGUUGGCUCGGGCAGAAAGCACACUGAAAUUCUGAUGGUCUGGCAUGCAAGGAAGGUCAAUAACAAAUUUGUUAUCGCCUGGUGGCUGUGGGUGGCAUCGGUAUCGUGCUCAGCUGCGCGCAGCCUCGGCACUACUUUGGGCCCUUUCAUGGCGGUGGAGCAUGCCUGUGGGCUUCGAUUUAAGCAACAACGCUGGAUGUAGAGAGUAUCCUGAGGAGGGACCGUGUCUUGUGUGAGUGCAUCGACAACAAACAGCUUCCCUCCCAAACCAAAACAGAAGCAGUGUCUCUCUUAGGCUUGUAUGUAAAAUCAUUCUAAUUAUAUGUAGUUCUCCAUCAAGUAUUUUUUUUGCGCUAACAUUGUCUCGCAGCGUUUAAGUUUCUGCCACGUCGAAUAUUUGGAUGUGCAAGUAGCUACUAGGAUCAUGAAAGUUAUAGCAUAGUUCCAUUCUGAAGCCUGUUCUUGCUGGUCAGACUAAUGUUGGUACUUGAGUGCAUCGCGUUGGUGAUUGCUCUUGUGGAGUGCAACUAUAAUGUAUGAUUGGUUGAUUCUCA